Messenger RNA from Etheostoma spectabile (orangethroat darter), 4331 nucleotides. RefSeq names its product aspartate beta-hydroxylase domain containing 2 (gene asphd2). Gene Ontology annotation, cellular component: membrane. The record is from RefSeq and is a predicted model, not a curated record. NCBI's taxonomy places the organism in Eukaryota, Metazoa, Chordata, Actinopteri, Perciformes, Percidae. The coding region runs from base 662 to 1771 and encodes 369 amino acids. The transcript is spliced from 4 exons.
UGCUUGACGCUGGGUGUCUUCCCUGGUGGAGCUUCAGUAUUUACAACAAUAUUGUCUGUAGCCUAUCCGACGCUGCUGUCUAUCACAGACAGACAGGGAGCCAAACCGUCGCUGGAACAGCUUUCCGGUUUUUCCUCUGCUUUACGAUGGCUGUCGGCUCCAGUUAGGACUUCUUUUGUGCAUUUUGGAAAUAUUUCCUAUAAUGUUGGCGAGUGAUAUCCGUCUACCUUGUGCACUGCAGUGGUGCGCAGCUUCGCCUGGAGCAACACCUGUGCGCCUCUCCUCUUCCUCUCCUCUGGCCACAGUCAGGAAUGUUGAGUAGAGAACACAUUACCCUAAGGCUCGGUGUCUGUCUGCGUUUAUCUGAAAGAACAAGAGAGGGAGCAGCACAAAUACAGCACAGCCAGACAUCAUGCAAGGAGAAACCUUCCCUCAUUGUAGAGUGCUGAAAUGUUAGGAUCGACGAGCGUGUGUGUCGGAUCAAAUCAGCAGACUGUUUACCAUAGGGGGGGCAAUAAGAGCUGCUUGACAUUAGACUCACUCACGCCCUGUGUGAGGUUCAAAGCCCCUUUAAAUCACGAUCAAGAAAAGACGCGUUAACUGAUCUCUCAUCAGCAAGCCCCCCCCCCCGUCAGAUUCAGCAAUCCGGAAACAAGCCAAGAUGGAGUGGUCACUAGACAAUGUAAGGGAGAUGGUGGCUGGAGGGAUGCAGUCUAUAAGGGAGUGUGAGAUCUGUGCUUUUGCCAUAGCCGUGUGUGUGCUGCUGCUGUUUAUGUGGUAUUGUUACAGGGUUGGCCGGGAGCAUGGCUCCAGCCCUCUGCGUGGGAGGUAUCUGGCUGGGCCCAGCCGAAUUGGAGGGGUGGUGGGGGGCUUCAUGAGCUCAGACUGUCGUGGCAGGGGGAAAGGAAAGCGUGGAUCAAUGCUAGAAGAGCAGAACGGCUUCGCUUUCUGCCAGUCGUCCGAGUGCUUCCGAUGUACUAGCGCCGGAGAGAGUCUGAACCAGAGGCUCUACCACAGCCUGCAGGAUUACGCCAAGCGCUACACCUGGUCAGGUAUGGGCAGGGUGCAUAAAGGAGUCCGUGAUCAAGGCCGAUACCUUAACAGCAGACCAACCAUCCAGCGGCCAGAGGUCUUCUUCCUCCCAGACCUACCGUCAGCCCCUUUCUUCUCCAGGGAAGUACAGAGACACGACGUGGAGUUACUGGAGCAGAGCUUCCCCGCCCUUCUGGCCGAGUUUGAGAGCAUCUACCACCAACCUCCAGCACGCAGCGGCUCCUCCCUGCCGCCGGGUUGGAAAGCCAAUAACACUCCUCGCGGGCAGUGGUGGACAUACUACCUGGUAAACCAAGGCACUCCUCUGGUUCUCAAUGUCAGGAGGUGUCCACGGGCCUGGAGGGUGCUGGGCCAGCUGCGCACCUUCAUCGCCAACAACGUGUUCGGAAACGCCUGCUUCUCUGUGCUGACGCCUGGGGCUCUGAUCACUGAGCAUUACGGUCCGACAAAUGUCAGGCUGCGCUGCCACCUGGGUCUCAGAGUGCCCCCUUCCUGUGAGCUUGUAGUUGGUGGAGAGCCACAGUGCUGGUCUGAGGGCAGCUGUCUGCUUUUUGAUGACUCCUUUCUGCACCGGGCCUUCCACGAGGGUGGCGCAGAAGAUGGCCCCAGGGUGGUCUUCAUGGUGGAUCUCUGGCACCCCAACGUGGCCGCCGCUGAGAGACAAGCCUUGGACUACAUUUUUACUCCAGGCCGUUUAGAGGACAAGGAAGGGAAAUAGGUGUGAGUGAGAAACCAUGUCUGACAGAGAGACAUAUGGCAUUUAGGGAAGUGUCUGUAGGAUUGGGGAGCAACUCUUUUUCUGCUUUCAGACCAGUUCACACAUUCACUGUGUACAUAUUCUUCGUCUUAUACAGUAACUCUCAUAAUUCUUCUUAGCAGAUGACCAAACAUUGGGCCUCUUUUAUCAAUCAUAUUCGUGUUCAGUUGAGCCUGUAUAGCUGUGUAAAAGACAACCACCCCCUUGAAAGUAACUACUUAUAUUCUCCAAAACUUAGUAGCACGAUUGUUUUUGCAGGCAUUUCAUUUUUAUAAAUGCGUAUUAACAUCCUGGCAGGGACAUUUCAGCUUAUUUGUUGUUGUUUUAUUUUAUUUUGAAUCUUUGAAUGUUCUUUGCAUUAAUGAAUGAGUGAGUUACUGAACAGUAAAAAUUCACUGUUUCACAGCAUGUAUGGGUCCAUAGGCUAACCUAUUCUAUUAGCAGUACAUGAACUGGAGUCAGUAAACAUUUAUGGGCCCCAAAAGCUUCCUAACAGUUUCAAAAGAUUUGGUGUCAAGUAUCGGUGGUAUUACUGUACACUAACUUAACUUUAUUAUUUUAAGGGCUAAACAAUUUAAUCAUUCAACUUUUUUAUAUUACUCAACAUAUAUGGUUACCUUUGAAUUGUUGAUUCAAACCGAAACAUGAUUGUAAGUGGGUUUGCACAUUUUUCAUUUCUACAACACCCACUUACAAAUGUGGGACUGUUUUACACUUUGGACUGUUUAAAUUGUCAUGAAUGAGUGAUACAUCUCAUGCUUGCAGAAUGGUGACAUAUGUUCAGUGAUUGUAGUGCUUAUUUGCAUCAAAUCACAGCUAAAGUCAAGCUAAAGCUAAAGGAUAGUUGAUUCAGUGCUGGAGGAUUUUAGGCAUAUACUGUUCAAAAGGUUUUCAUUAACACAUUAGACCAGAUAAGAAAAAGGGGUUACAUUUUAGUUGAAGUUAUCUACAUAAAAAUGACAUGACAUUGUCAUGAACGUGUCAUAAACAUUAUAAACAAGUCAUAAACAAUGAUAUAAUGCUGCUUUUAACAAGUGUCAUUCUGUUUUGUUAUGAUAAGUUAUGGUUAGGGUUAAGGUUAGGGCUCACGUGUCAUGACAGUGUCAUGUCACUUUUUUGUAGAUACCUUCAAGUAAAGUGUUGCCGAAAAAAGUAUAGCUUCAUAUUUGCUUUACAAAUACGGAUUAAAGCUAUAGUGCGUAGUUUCUGACUCCGCCAUGAGAAAUUCUAUGUAAUGACAACAAAAAUGAUGGCACAUCCACAUGAUACAAGCCUUCCGUGAUCGUGUUUCACCCCCACCCCUCCUCCACACAGUUGCUAGUAGCCAAGGAGGACACGGAGGAUUAAGCUGAUAGUCUUUAUUAGCUUUGUAGCAACUCAUUUGACAAUGGUCUGAAUGUAACGGACGUUCAGUAUUAUCAAAAAACUAAACACUAACACUAAAGCUUUUUUGAUAAAGAAGCAAAUUCUGUAAAUGUCAUUUUAGUUGCUGACAGUGUACACAAUUAGGGUUUUAUGACUAUGAACAGUCAACUGUUCAUAGAUAUCUAAAUGAAAUGAAUUUCAGAAAGGGCUGUAGCAGUGUGAUAAUAUCUUAAGAAAAUAAUUAAUAACAGACAUUCUUCAUGUCAUCUAUCAUAUCUAUAUGUGCGUUUGAUAGAUAUGUGAUAACUGAGGUCCAAUGUUAAACAUGACAUGAAUGUUUACAGACGCAGCUAAUGUCAUGACCCCUGCCGGUGAGGUGGUUUAUUGUGCUCCACUUUGAAAAAAAUCUAUUCUGCUUUCACAAGACGUGGUUAGAUAAGCACAUUUUAGGUCAUAUUGUGUGAAUCAGCCUGUGCUUAACACUGGAGAUGAAGCGUUUUUGGUAAAUUUACUAAACUCUUGUAAUUUGGUUGUAUUUGAUAUCAGGUUUGUAUUUCUGUAAAUAGGGUUGUGGUAAAAAACCAACAAAAAAUGGUCUGAGAUGAUUGUCUUCAAAGCUAUAACUAUUGUGUCUUGAUUUGCAGCUAAAAGCGAUUGUAUUUUAUUCUCAAAAAGCCAAUCAUUUUGAUAGACUCAAUUUGUAGAUUCUGUAAAAUGUUUAUGAAGUACUAUCUCCGUUGUUCUGUGACUUAUUUAUUUUACCAUAUGGGAUCCAUUAUUAAAGCCACCAUACUUAAUUAGUCAACAACACUUCAUGGAUAUUAUGUGCUCAUGUGUAAAAGGUAGUGGAAAUUAAUCUUCAGCAGCUUUACAGGUCCACCGCAACUCAAGCUACCCACCUAUACAAUUCUAAUGUUUACAAAAUGAUUUACAAGCUGUUUACAACAUCAGACGACGCCGACUCUCACAUUGAGCUGUCCAUAAUUGGGUUUAAAAACAAGAGUGCUGUUAAUCCACUGAAGAGUUUGCUAUAAAGUAUAUGAUGGGGCAACCAUUUUGUUUACAUUAGGAUUAAGGAUUUGUCCUUAACACAUUCUAGUGUGGAUUUUGAACAGUAUUUCUGUACAUUUAAUAAAUGGUCGAGUGUCUUAUUUAA